CUCACCCCAUCUUCCUCUGUAUAUCAUCGAUUGCUGCUGUUUUUUUACUGCACACACUCGCACUCUGUCCCUAUCACUUAUUUAGAAUCCUCUGCUCACUCACAAUGGUCAGCUCGCCGCUUGAACAAGCGUACGAGAAGUACCGCUACGAGGCCCUCUUUGGCACAUGGCUUCUUGUGACAGGAGCGACCUUCAUGCGCAUCAGGCGCCAACCCUACUCCACUCGUCUCAAGGUUGAGCAAUACGAGAGCAUCUUCAAAGGGACGUCACUCGGUGCCAUUGUGCUUGGUAUUGGCAUAUCGCCCAAGCGCGGAAUGAGACGCGUUGCGUAGGGUCCCAAAGCAGCACAACUCACAGGGACGUACCCAACGGCCACCAGCAUUGAGCCUUACAGCACCACGGCUGAACAGAGGUGGAGUCUGUAGCCCAACGGGAAGAUGGAAGGCUGGCAUCUACUGCUGGAAGACGCCGCGCUCUGUCGACGGGCUUGGCGUCUCCGCAUUCUCACAUGCUAUCCACCCGCACCUACCCAUCGUUCCUUCAACGCCUCCACAGCGCCCAAAGUACCCACACCAUCAAAGAUGUUGUUCCGCCUGGGAAAGGUGAACAUCGAGCUCAACCCGUGGAAUCCCCUGUAUGCGGUUGCUCCAUUUAUCAUUUUGAUGGUGUCCAUCCCACUUGCCAUACUUGCAGUGAUCACCACAUCUAUCGCACUCUCACUGCUAGCCUUCCGUGGCUUCAUAGUUUACGCACAACUCGGCACUGUACUCUUGGGUGCAUGGCUGUCUCCUAGCCCAGCGAAGCCUGUUGCUCAGCAGCACCAGCCCCCUUCGCCCGAACGAAAGUCCCAACCGCGCAACCGCAAUCGACGAAUCAGCAGCAACGGCAGUGGAACAUCACAGGACACGGCCGUGCCGACUGCCCAUCUUGGGCCAAAGAGUGGAUCUUUCACAUAUCUACUUGGUGAAGGAGGACUCACACGAGACUACGAGGGCGUGGGUGGCUGGAGGGAUACAGGCAAUGAGGACGAAGAGGCAUUGUGGAUGGGUAUCAACUCUAGGCUGCAGCUACCAGCUGCACCAACUGGUCGCCGGCAUCAACGGAGGCAUACGGGCGGACAACAGAGCCCAAAUCAGCGUUGGAGCUGGAGCCCUGAGGCAUUCCGUAUGAGCCCUGUGCAGAGCAGGGCUAGGACGCCGAAUCGAGUCGUUGCCAUCGAAUGUGACAACGGCGAUUAUUUCCCAGCACAGCCUAAGAAUGGUGGACGUCCAAUCAGUACUGCAUCUGACCCCUUGAAGAGGCAUGGUCGAAGGCUGAGUGGGAGUGGCAGCAGCAUCACAAGUGUAGCUUCGAGCAUGAUGGCACCCGUGAAGGAGUCUGGAGAAUGAACCCUCAUAUAAUCAUGGCAAUUGACGUCCUUUUUGGUCACCACCAC
Messenger RNA from Didymella exigua CBS 183.55, 1435 nucleotides. RefSeq lists its product as uncharacterized. Lineage: Eukaryota; Fungi; Ascomycota; Dothideomycetes; Pleosporales; Didymellaceae. Bases 438 to 1388 code for a protein of 316 amino acids. The transcript has a single exon. The record is from RefSeq and is a predicted model, not a curated record.